This is a messenger RNA of Melopsittacus undulatus (budgerigar), 988 nucleotides long. It is a transcript of the gene LTAP1, whose product is annotated as chromosome 20 C1orf43 homolog. The record is from RefSeq and is a predicted model, not a curated record. Lineage: Eukaryota; Metazoa; Chordata; Aves; Psittaciformes; Psittaculidae. Gene Ontology annotation, biological process: phagocytosis. The transcript is spliced from 7 exons. The coding region runs from base 84 to 842 and encodes 252 amino acids.
CCGCUCCCUCGUCACGUGGUGAGCGCGCAGGGCGGCUUCGGCGGCCGCCAUGUUUUGCGGCCUGAGGCCGCGCCGGGCCGGGCAUGGCGGCGGCCGGGAGCAACUGGCUGUCCGGGGUGAACGUGGUGCUCGUGAUGGCCUACGGCAGCCUCGUCUUCGUGCUCCUCUUCAUCUUCGUCAAGCGGCAGAUCAUGCGCUUCGCUAUGAAGUCCCGACGUGGGCCCCAUGUCCCUGUGGGGCAGCACGCGCCCAAGGACCUGAAGGAGGAGAUCGACCUCCGGCUGUCGCGGGUGCAGGACAUCAGGUACGAGCCCCGGCUCCUGGCUGAGGAUGACGUCCGGCUCCUGCAGCUGGAGACACAAGGCUGCUAUAACUACCUGUACAGGAUGAAGGCGCUGGAUGCCAUCAGGACAUCUGAGAUCCCGUUCCAUGCAGAUGGCCGGUACCCCAGGUCCCUGAUAGGGAAGAACUUCUGUGCCUACCUGCUGGAGCUGCGGAACUCCAGCACCUCCUUCAAGGGCAUCCGCAAGGCUCUGAUUGACACCCUGCUGGAUGGCUACGAGAGCGCCCGCUAUGGCACUGGGGUCUUUGGGCAACCGGAGUAUCUCAAGUACCAGGAUGCUCUGAACGAGCUGGCAAACAUGACCAAGGCCCGGGCAGGCAGCAGCCAGCGGCAGCACCAGUCGGCAGCCAAGGACCUCACCCUGUGCCCUGAAGCCUCCAACCCUGCCACCAUCCAGGUCACCUACCUGCCUUCCAGCCAGAAGAGCAAACGUGCCAAACACUUCCUGGAGCUCAAGAGCUUCAAGGACAACUACAACACACUGGAGAGCACCCUGUGAGCUGGGGCAGUGCUGGUGGCACACAGCUCCCUGCCAUAGGCAGAGCCCCUUGUGGGGUGCAGGCUCCUGAGCAGGUUGUGGCUGCAGGUGGCUGCGCUCUGGGCUCUCCCUCUUGCACCGCGUUGGAGGUCACUCAAUGGAGCCUC